UAAAUAAUUCAGAAAGAUUUACUCUGAGGCAUAUUAAGUGAUUUAUUGUAUUGAAUUAAAAAUCAAGACAUCACGAGUUACAAAGACCUCAUGUGCUCUUAUACAUAGGUUAUGUUCUAACAUCCCAAAGCUUAUAAAUGGUGACAUCAACGAAUCUAUAGGCUGUUAUACAAUAAAAGAUAAACCAGUGAUAAGCUUCCAAUUGUCUACUGCCAAUUUUCACUGACCAGCCUUUUCAAGUUGUCAAGAUGUAUUUUCCAACUCUUUUCUUCAUUUCACUGACAAUACAAUGUUGCUAUUGGAGUCUUACAUUGGCUACAUUGAACAGAGGAAUGAGAAAGACUUUACAUGGAGUUGCUCUUGCUAAAGCUGAUUGUGAAAUCCACUGUGGAGAUCUACUGAAAGAUUGCCAAAAAAUGGCCACCAAUACUCACACUCGGCAUCUCUGCUCUGACUAUAACCACCACUGCCAUCAAUACUGCAAAGAUAUCAGUUAUAACAUAACACAGCAGGCCAUCACUGAUGCUUCCUCUGUCCUACCUAGCAAUUUGCUUCAGUGUUACACCACAUGUGGCGAAGGAUUGACUCAAUGUAGUAAACUGGCCCCAGACUCACAUGAACACAACAAAUGCUCUAAAAAUUACUAUCAAUGCAUUGAUGGUUGUCAUGGAUUUAAUUAUACAACACAAUUUACAACCUCCAAUGCUUCAUCCAAUUUUGCCAUUUCUCAUGUGCUUGCUGUUUUGGAUUGUGAACACCAAUGUGUAAAAGAAUUCCUAAAGUGUGGAGGGCAUGCCAACAGCUCACAUGACCACACCCUUUGCACUCACACAUACUCUCAUUGUGAACAUGCAUGUAUGAAAGUCAACACUACGCAACAUGCCCUUACAGACCCAUCCCUUGGCCACAUUUUUGUUAUUGUGGAAUGUGAUGACAAUUGCUUGAAACAUCUUUUAAAUUGUGGAAAAUCUUCUUCUCACAGUUUUGUUGUUCACCAGUGUAACCAAAGGUAUCAUCAAUGUAUGCAUGACUGUGGUAAUUUAAACAUUUCACACCAUUUGGUCAGUCCUUCCCCGAGUACACCACAGAAGCCCAUGAUUACAGCAGCCCCUAUAACUGGCAUAACCCAAGCAAAGACUUCAAUAUCAGCAACCACCAAAACAACAGAUACUAUAACACAACAACCAACAGUCAAAACAACAAAACUGAUGUGGGUGACUCUGCCAACAAAUCCUCAUGGAAAGUGACCAGAGGGUAUGCAUUCUGAACAGAAGAUGGAAACAAUCCAGACAAUUUGUAUCCAACUUUUCCAUAUACAAAAUAAAGCCUGAUGGUUACUAAACUUUAGCAAAUUUUUCCCCCUAUGUUCUCCGUUAAAUGCAUACUGUGUACAACAUUAAUCUGGUAUAAGUUUUACUAUUGGUAUAUGGUUUUAUGAUGAAACCCAUGAAAGAUUUAUAUUGACCCAGUAUUUAUUCUCAUUUCCAUCCCAAGAAUAUCAAAUAACUGCAACUGUUACAGUCUGUGAUGAGAUAUGUCCUUCCAGAUUGAUAGUUAAAACUGGAAAACUUUAUAUGGAGGAGUCAGUUUAAUCAAAUGUAUUCUGACUCUUUCAUCUACAUGACAUACUGAUCAGUAAUGCUACAUUUUGUACACUAUUUACCAAAUACAUACAUGUACACGAUAUAAGGAAAGAUGCUAAUGAAUGAAAUCAAAGAAAAGCUGUUUUGGUUUUUCCUACUGUUCACUGUGGUUGCAAUCAUUGAAAAAGAAAAUUAUAAACCCUGCAUCUUCAUAAUUGUAAACCGGCUAUUAUUCAUAGCAUAGUAGAAUAAUAACUGUCUUAAAUUUGUCAGUUACUAUAAAUGGUAGCAAGCUACACUGUAGAUUAAAGAACGGGAUAUAAUCGGCAAACUUGUUCCUGGUAUACAGACAAGGCCAAGGGCCAAGAACAAGUUAUAAUCUACAGAGAUACAACAGGAACAUAUGUACUAACACUACAUCAAAAGUCUAUACACCAUUUCUAAUUACCUGCUGCCUGAUGCAAAAUAUUCCAAUGUCUUUACAAUAACUUAUCAUUAUGUCAAAGAAGUUAAGGAAAGUUUGCAAUUACUGAACAUUUGAAAGAUAAAGAUCAAUGUUGAUAAAGGGGCAUAGUUCUAUGAAUUUGAAGUAAACCAGGACUCCAGCAGAUCUGGUGAACAGUCACCAAGAUAAGAUGAUAAGAUGUUAAUGCACACUUUGACCUUAGUUUUGGAGGACUGGUAUUUCAGGAAGUGGAUAUCUUGUGUCUAGAACAGGUGCUGUGAAACACACUCUUGCUAAAAUGAAGUCCAUCAUUGCCCUUGUAAUCCUGACAGUUAUCAACAGAGCUCUGGGGGCAACAUUUAGCCUACAGCUCUGCCACUCCCACUGUAACAUAGGGGAGGUGGACUGCAUCCUUCGAUGCCCACACAUAUUCUGUGAGCAAGAAUGCACCAGGGCAGAAGAACAGUGUAUCCGCCUGUGUGAUGGCACCUAUACCACUACACUCACCCAAGGCUGGACUACACAACCACAUAGUCAUACCAAGAGUACCACUGAUGCACCCACCACUAAAGAGACUCUUGCGCCUACCACUUCCACCCCUCAAUCAGUGACAACACAGAUGUUAACACCAUCAGGUGAUUUGAAACCAACACCCAAACCUCAUCAUCCUCCAACCACAACUCUGACCACCCAAGAAACGCCCGAAAUUUAUGAAACAACCAUAGAACAAGACAAAAGUGGUGUUGUAAUUAUUGGCUAAUAAAUGAACCUUUAAUUUGU
Molecule: messenger RNA, 2808 nt
Organism: Magallana angulata
Lineage: Eukaryota; Metazoa; Mollusca; Bivalvia; Ostreida; Ostreidae
Exons: 3
Coding region: 249-1247 (332 amino acids)
Source: RefSeq, a predicted model, not a curated record